GUGAAGGUGAUUUCCACAGACUGUUACCAGUGAACUUGGUAAGACGACACUCCCGAUCUUACGAGAACCCCAGACCUACGCCAGCACGUACGUCAAAGAGAACCUUGGCAGGAGCGCCCAAUCGUCGAUGUUAUACUGGUACUUUGCGUGUUUGAGAUACAGCCUCUCAUUCAACACUGCAGCCUUCCGUGCACACUGAACAGAGGAAAUUCUGAUUGGAGCGUAUUCACUGAAACACAGGGCUAUUGUCUUACGUGCCAACCCCUUGCUCGGAUCGAACCCGGACAUCUCCGGUACAGGCAAUAAGGUUGGGGAAGAGUCUUUUCAAUGGACGGCGGAGAGGGACGGACUGGGAGGGCAGGGAAAGGCAGCGGAAACAAACAGCCACGCUGUGUCAAAUGUAGAGACCCAGUGUUCCAAAUUACACGCAAACCAAAGGGAUUCAUGUUUUUUAUCGUAGUGGCCUCAUCUCUGGUCCUCCUGGCGAUGAACAUAAACGUAAACAUGGACAAACUGCUUUAUAAAAAGAUUGCUAUAUUGGAGAACUGCUCAGAUGUUAUAUAUGGCCUAGCAAGGAGGAGGAUGAUAAAUUUGAUUCCGCCAACAUGGGCAGAACUCGAGGCCAAUUUCUCAAAGACUGGUAUCCAACUUGGAGGCCGAUGGAAACCAAAAAACUGCACUUCUCGAAUCCACGUAGCCAUCAUUAUUCCCUUCCGUGACCGUGACUCACACCUCAGAGUCUUCCUGAACAACAUGCAUCCAUUUUUCCAAAAGCAAGAACUGGACUACCGAAUAUAUAUAGUUGAACAGAAAGCUGGUACUAUAUUCAAUCGUGGUUUGCUACUAAACAUCGGGUUUGUUGAGUCAGCUAAAAUAGACGGAGACGCGUACGACUGUUUUGCCCUUCAUGACGUCGACUUGAUAGCAGAGAACGAAUGGAACAUCUAUAACUGCUCAGAAAAAGUGAAGCACAUGGCUGCGAAUAUCAGCAAAUUCAAAUCCGGGCUAGCUUACGAGAAAUACAGCGGAGGAGUGGCUAUGUUCACUAAAUGGCAAUACACUUCUGUGAAUGGUUAUCCGAACACGUACUUUGGGUGGGGAGGCGAGGACGACGACCUGUAUGAGAGGAUCACCAAUAAUAACAAUGCUGGAUUUAGCCGAGUUCCCCUGGAUAUUGGGCGAUAUACAAUGAUUAAACAUGAACGGGAUAGUGGGAAUCCAGUGAAUCCGGGAAGGGUGAGGCAACUUCAGUCAAGUUAUAAAAGACGGAAGGUGGAUGGGCUCAGUGGGUUAAACGGGACUUACACGGUAUUGAAGAUUGACGAGUUUCUACUGUAUACAAGAAUAUACGUGGAUGUUGAUCCGAUUGCCGUUCUCUCGGCCAUACCGGUGAAUCUUUAUGGUGAAUGGGAACUAAAACAAAUGAGAAAAUGGGUCAACAAGACGAAAUCUUAGCCUAACUAAACCCACUAAACCGAAAAUGGUUAAAGCUACGCUGAAAGAAAAAGUCCUGCAUAGGACAACAACCGAGGACGUCCGAGUGCUGGCUGAGCCGACAUUUUAUUAAUAUAUUUGCAUUCAUAUAUUAAAAAGGGGGCAUCGGCACAUGUGUAAAACAUCUGCACAUGCGCCAUGGGUGGAUGCUUUUGGUAGGUGACAAGAUAACUGUUCAAAUAUAGUUCUGACGGCUUAAGAAGAGGCAGUAAUAAAGUCAUGAAAGUAUUGCAACAUGUUUGAUUUUCUAUUUCUAAAUUUAUUUUAAAAAGUGAAAUACACUACAAUUUGACCACGGAGUCCCCGCUAGUAUGAAUGCUGCAUCUUAAAUCAUCAAAUCGUACAUCAACAAGGUGGUUUGAGACCGACUUUAUUGAAAAUGUGCAUCUGUCAUAGAAAUUAUAUCAGUGACACAGUGUUUUAACCUAGGACUUUGUUGCGCAAUACAAUACCUUUUGCUUGCAUUUGUUUUAAAUAUUUUAGUUUGCAAUGUUUAAGGAUGCGUACAGGGGCAUGCCAGAAACAUGGAUAUCUUCUUAAACCACCAAGAUGCGCCAACGCGUUGCA
Molecule: messenger RNA, 2061 nt
Organism: Lingula anatina
Lineage: Eukaryota; Metazoa; Brachiopoda; Lingulata; Lingulida; Lingulidae
Product: beta-1,4-galactosyltransferase 4
Biological process (GO): carbohydrate metabolic process
Cellular component (GO): Golgi apparatus
Molecular function (GO): galactosyltransferase activity
Source: RefSeq, a predicted model, not a curated record